This is a messenger RNA of Piliocolobus tephrosceles (Ugandan red Colobus), 5397 nucleotides long. It is a transcript of the gene DEPDC1, whose product is annotated as DEP domain containing 1. Gene Ontology annotation, cellular component: transcription repressor complex; nucleus. Lineage: Eukaryota; Metazoa; Chordata; Mammalia; Primates; Cercopithecidae. The coding region runs from base 186 to 2624 and encodes 812 amino acids. Gene Ontology annotation, biological process: intracellular signal transduction. The transcript has 12 exons. The record is from RefSeq and is a predicted model, not a curated record.
GCCGACUCAGUCCUGAGGCUGGCUGCGGCAUCACGUGACCCGCGGCGCGGCCAAUCCGCGCAGCCCUCUAUGCUAUUCAAAUCGGCGGCGGGGCCAACGGUUGUGCCGAGACUCGCCACUACCCGGGCCGCUGGGCCUGAGUGUCGCCUUCGCCGCCAUGGACGCCACCAGGCGCUGACAGACCUAUGGAGAGUCGGGGUGUGCCUCCCGGGCCUUAUCGGGCCACCAAGCUGUGGAAUGAAGUUACCACAUCUUUUCGAGCAGGAAUGCCUCUAAGAAAACACAGACAGCACUUUAAAAAAUAUGGUAAUUGUUUCACAGCAGGAGAAGCAGUGGAUUGGCUUUAUGACCUAUUAAGAAAUAAUAGCAAUUUUGGUCCUGAAGUUACAAGGCAACAGACUCUCCAACUGUUGAGGAAAUUUCUUAAGAAUCAUAUAAUUGAAGAUAUCAAAGGGAGGUGGGGAUCAGAAAAUGUUGAUGAUAACAACCAGCUCUUCAGAUUUCCUGCAGCUUCGCCACUUAAAACUCCACCACGAAGGCAUCCAGAGUUGCGAAAAAACAACAUAGAGAACUUUUCCAAAGAUAAAGAUAGUAUUUUUAAAUUACGAAACUUAUCUCGUAGAACUCCUAAAAAGCAUGGAUUACAUUUAUCUCAGGAAAAUGCCGAGAAAAUGAAGCAUGAAAUAAUCAAAGAAGAUCAAGAAAAUGCAGCUGAUAAUAGAGAACUAAGCCAGGAAAAUGUUGAAGAAGUUUGGAGAUAUGUUAUUCUGAUCUACCUGCAAACCAUUUUAGGUGUGCCAUCCCUAGAAGAAGUCAUAAAUCCAAAACAAGUAAUUCCCAAAUAUAUAAUGUACAACAUGGCUAAUACAAGUAAACAUGGAGUAGUUAUACUACAAAACAAAUCAGAUGACCUCCCUCACUGGGUAUUAUCUGCCAUGAAGUGCCUAGCAAAUUGGCCAAGAAGCAAUGAUAUGAAUAAUCCAACUUAUGUUGGAUUUGAACGAGAUGUAUUCAGAACAAUCGCAGAUUAUUUUCUAGAUCUCCCUGAACCUCUACUUACUUUUGAAUAUUACGAAUUAUUUGUGAACAUUUUGGUUGUUUGUGGCUACGUCACAGUUUCAGAUAGAUCCAGUGGGAUACAUAAAAUCCAAGAUGAUCCACAGUCUUCAAAAUUCCUUCACUUAAACCAUUUGAAUUCCUUCAAAUCAACUGAGUGCCUUCUUCUCAGUCUGCUUCAUAGAGAAAAAAACAAAGAAGAAUCAGAUUCUACUGAGAGACUACAGAUAAGCAAUCCAGGAUUUCAAGAAAGAUGUGCUAAGAAAACGCAGCUAGUUAAUUUAAGAAACAGAAGAGUGAGUGCUAAUGACAUAAUGGGAGGAAGUUGUCACAAUUUAAUAGGGUUAAGCAGUAUGUAUGAUCUAGCCUCUAACAACAAACCAAGGUGCUGUUCUUUGGAAGGAAUUGUAGAUGUGUCAGGGAAUUCAAGUAAAGAGGCAUCCAGUGUCUUUCAUCAAUCUUUUCUGAACAUAAAAGGACAAAAUAAUAAACUAUUUUUAGAGUCUAAACCUAAACAGGAAUUCCUGUUGAAUCUUCAUUCAGAGGAAAAUACUCAAAAGCCAUUCAGUGCUGGUUUUAAGAGAACCUCUACUUUGACUGUUCAAGACCAAGAGGAGUUGUGUAAUGGGAAAUGCAAGUCAAAAGAGCUUUGUAGGUCUCAGAGUUUGCUUUUAAGAAGUAGUACAAGAAGGAAUAGUUAUAUCAAUACACCAGUGGCUGAAAUUAUCAUGAAACCAAAUGUUGGACAAGGCAGCACAAGUGUGCAAACAGCUAUGGAAGGUGAACUCGGAGAGUCUAGUGCCACAAUCAAUAAAAGACUCUGCAAAAGUACAAUAGAACUUUCAGAAAAUUCUUUACUUCCAGCUUCUUCUAUGUUGACUGGCACACAAAGUUUGCUGCAACCUCAUUUAGAGAGGGUUGCCAUCGAUGCUCUACAGUUAUGUUGUUUGUUACUUCCCCCACCAAAUCGUAGAAAGCUGCAACUUUUAAUGCGUAUGAUUUCCCGAAUGAGUCAAAAUGUUGAUAUGCCCAAACUUCAUGAUACAAUGGGUACAAGAUCACUGAUGAUACAUACCUUUUCUCGAUGUGUGUUAUGCUGUGCUGAAGAAGUGGAUCUUGAUGAGCUUCUUGCUGGAAGAUUAGUUUCUUUCUUAAUGGAUCAUCAUCAGGAAAUUCUUCAAGUACCCUCUUACUUACAGACUGCAGUGGAAAAACAUCUUGACUACUUAAAAAAGGGACAUAUUGAAAAUCCUGGAGAUGGACUAUUUGCUCCUUUGCCAACUUACUCAUACUGUAAGCAGAUUAGUGCUCAAGAGUUUGAUGAGCAAAAAGUUUCUACCUCUCAAGCUGCAAUUGCAGAACUUUUAGAAAAUAUUAUUAAAAACAGGAGUUUACCUCCAAAAGAGAAAAGAAAAAAACUAAAACAGUUUCAGAAGGAAUAUCCCUUGAUAUAUCAGAAAAGAUUUCCUACCACAGAGAGUGAAGCAGCACUUUUUGGUGACAAACCUACAAUCAAGCAACCUAUGCUGAUUUUAAGAAAACCAAAGUUCCGUAGUCUAAGAUACUAACUGAAUUAAAAAUUAUGUAAUACUUGUGGAACUUUGAUAAAUGAAGCCAUAUCUGAGAAUGUAGCUACUCAAAAGGAAGUCUGUCAUUAAUAAGGUAUUUCUAAAUAAACACAUUAUGUAAGGAAGUGCCAAAAUAGUUGUUUAUCAAUGUGAAACUCCUAGUAAACUAACUAGGUCUCAAUUGAGAGCACAUAACAAUAGGUGACACCAAAUACUUUUUGUUUUUAACACAGCUAUCCAAUAAGGCUAUCAUGAUGUGUGCUAAAAUUUUAUUUACUUGAAUUUUGGAAACUGAGCUGUGUUAGGGAUUAAACUAUAAUUCUGUUUUUAAAAGAAAAUUUAUCUGCAUACAUGCAAGUUCUGAAAUAUUAGCUAAUGAAUUAGUUGUUUGGGGUUACUUCUUUGUUUCUAAGUAUAAGAAUGUGAAGAAUAUUUGAAAACUCAAUGAAAUAAUUCUCAGCUGCCAAAUGUUGCACUCUCUUAUAUAUUCUUUUUCUACUUUUGAUCUAUUUAUAUAUGUAUGUAUUUUUAUAAUAUGUGUAUAUUUUAUCAGAUUUGACUUUGCCUUAAAUAUUAUCCCCAACUGCUUCAGUCAUUCAUUUGUUCAAUAUAUAUGUAUAUUUUGAAUUCUCAUUUUCAUAAUCUAUUAGAAGAUGGGGAUAUAAAAGAUGUAUAAGGCAAUCAUAUAUUCAUUCAAAAGAUAUUUAUUUAGCAACUGCUAUGUGCCUUUCAUUGUUCCAGAUAUGCGGAGACAAUGAUAAAUAAAACAUAUAAUCUCUUCCAUAAGGUAUUUAUUUUUUAAUCAAGGGAGAUACACCUAUCAGAUGCUUAAAAUAACAAUACUACCCACUGAAAUCAGAGUGUAUAGAAUCAUUCAGCUAAAGACUGACUUCUAUGAUGAUGGAACAGGUCUUUAAGCUAGUGGUUUUCAAACUGGUACAGCACAUUAGACUCACCCGAGGAGUUUUAAAACAGUCUAUAUGCCCAGGGCCUAACUUAUACUAAUUAAAUCUGAAUUUCAGGGAUGUUGUAUAGGGAUUAGUAUUUUUUUAAUCUAGGUGAUUCCAAUAUUCAGCCAACUGUGAGAAUCAAUGGCCUAAAUGCUUUUCAUAAACAUUUUUAUAAGGGUCAAGAUAAUGGCACAUUGAUUUUGUUUUUUCAUUGGAAGAAAAUGCCUGCCAAGUAUAAAUGACUCUCAUCUUAAAACAAGAUUAUUCAGGUUUCUGUUUGAUUGACUUGGUACAAAAAAGCAAGUUGCCUUCUAUUUUUUACUCUAAGAUUGUUUCAUAUGUAUUCCUUAAGUGUAAAGAAAUAUAUCAUGCCUGGGUUGUAAUAAAAUCUUAAUGUUUAAUGACUAUUCUUAUUUUUCAAUGUAAUUUCAUACUAUUUCUCUAUAAAAUGAUAGUGUUCCAUUUACCAUUAGUGAUUUUUAUUAAAAACCUGGACAGAAAGUUAUAAAUUAUAAGUAUGACUUUAUCCUGGCUAUAAAAUUAUUGUACCAAAUUGAAUUCUUUCUAAGGCAUUUGUAUACUAAAACUUUUAUUGUUUACAGAUAUGUAAAAUGUGGAUUAUGUUGCAAAUUGAGAUUAAAAUUAUUUGGGGUUUAUAACAAUAUAAUUUUGCUUUUGUAUUAUAAACAAAUAUAGAAAUCAUAAAGGCAGGAAACUUUCAUUUGCAUUAAUGUACAUGCAAUAGAGAUUACAAAAUACAUGGUACAAUACUUUAAUAACAUAAACUCUGCCAGUCAGGUUUGAAUCCUACUGUGCUAUUAACUAGCUGGUAAACUCAGGCAAGUUAUUUAAUUUAUCUAAGCCACAGUUUUGUUAUCUAUAAAAUGAAGAUUAUAAUAGUACCUCUCUUAGGAUUGUGAGGAUUAAGUAGGAUAAUGCAUAUAAAGUGUUAGCACAGUGUCUCACAUGGAAUAAGCACUCUAUAAAUAUUAGCUUUUACUAGAAUCACCUAGGAUUAUAGCACUAGAAGAGAUCUUAGCAAAAAUGUGGUCCUUUCUGUUGCUUUGGACAGACAUGAACCAAAACAAAAUUACAAACAAUUGAUGAGUCUUAGUUAAUAAGUUAAUAACUAUCUUUUCCUUAUGAGACAAAGCUUCUGAUUAUGCCUACUCGUUGAAAUUUUUUAAUCUAGUCGAGAGGGAAAAUUUGAUGAGGAAGGAAUGGGUAUCUUCAGAAGAGCUUUGCCUAAGCUGGAGCAUGGAUAGAUUCCAUUCUAACAGAAAGAUUUUUAAGUUCAAAUAUAGAUGAGUUGACUGGUAGAUUUGGUGGUAGUUGCUUUCUCAGGAUAUAAGAAAAUCAACUGCUACAAGUAAAGAGGGGAUGGGAAAGAUGUUGCACAUUUAAAGAGAGAAAGUAUGAAGUCUAAUUGUGGGAAUGCACAGGUUUCACCAGAUCAAAUGAUGUCUGGUUAUUCUGUAAAUUAUACUUCUUAUCCCAGAAAUUACUGCCUCUACCAUCCCUAAUUAGUAUCAUAUAAUGACCCACUCUUCUCACGUUAUCCAAACAGUUAUGUGGCAUUUAGUAAUGGAAUGUACAUGGAAUUUCCCACUGACUUAUCUUUCUGUCCUUGGGAAACUUAAACUCUGAAUCUUCUCAUCUAUAAAAUGUGAAUUAAAGUAUCUACCUGAGUUGUGAUUAUAGUGAAAGAAAGGCAAUAUAUUUAAAUCUUGAAUUGAGCAAGCCCAUGCUCAAUUUUUAUAUCCUUUCCUCUUGCUUUGUAUUGACUUUAAGGUCUCUACUGAUUAAAACUCUUUUGCUAUCAA